Hydractinia symbiolongicarpus is the source of this 5758-nucleotide messenger RNA. RefSeq names its product protein-methionine sulfoxide oxidase mical3a-like. Bases 176 to 4213 code for a protein of 1345 amino acids. NCBI's taxonomy places the organism in Eukaryota, Metazoa, Cnidaria, Hydrozoa, Anthoathecata, Hydractiniidae. Gene Ontology annotation, molecular function: protein binding. The transcript has 12 exons. The record is from RefSeq and is a predicted model, not a curated record.
GGGUUCAAGGUUUAAAAAUAUGGCAUUUAGCCUAAGGUUUGACGUGCGAAAAAAGCUGAAACCAAAACAAACGUGCACACAGAAAAAGAUCAAGUGAAGUACAAGUAUCAAGGAAGGAAGAAAAUAUGGUGUAGCGUGGACACAAAAAUGUAUAAGUCAUAAUACAUAACAAGAGAUGGCCACUGGCACAAAAGGUUUGACAGUGUGGUGUAAAAACAUCACACAGAAUUAUGGCGAAGAUGUGGAAAUUAAAAACAUGACAUCAUCAUGGAAAAAUGGCAUGGCAUUUUGUGCAAUUCUGCAUUACUACAGGCCUGACCUAAUAGAUUUCAAAAACCUAUCGAAAGAGAAUGUUGCUACUAACAAUGAGCUGGCAUUCCGAAUAGCUGAAGAUGAGUUAGGAAUUCCUGCUUUACUCGAUGUUGAAGAUAUGGUCGAGAUGAAAGUUCCAGACCGACUGAGCAUCAUGACAUACGUAUCGCAGUACUAUAAUUACUUCAAAGAUAAAACUCCAGGAGAAAUUAUAACUCAUCGUAUUCCAUCCAAGAAAAGGCCUCAUUCAGAAGACCUCAACGUUACUCCAGUAAAGAAGGGACCGCAAGGUUAUCUUGCUUCCUCUAAUACAAAGACUGCAUCUCUUAACAAAUCUAAUUGUUUCUUCUGUGGAAAAAUUGUUUAUUUGAUGGAACGUUUGUCUGUGGAAGGCAAAUUAUUUCAUCGAGUGUGUUUCGCGUGUUGUGUGUGCAACAUACAACUUAAAAUCAGUACUUAUGACUACGAUAAAAAAGAAGAGAAGUUUUACUGUGAUCGCCAUUAUAAAGAACGAAGUAAAAAACGCUCUGACCCAGACGGUAAAGAGGGAACGCCGGAGAAGGAAGCCUUGUCAAACAUUAAUGAGGACAUUAUCAUGUCGAGCGACACAAAUGCUUCUACAACGAUAGGAAAUGGUUCGAUUCCUUUUAAACGCAAUGAACAGUUCGUUAGACGUGCUAUACGACCACAAUCGUCUCCAGCUGAAUUACAGUGGGAAAAAUCCCAUGUUAUAAAAUCGAAAGACGAAGAGCUUGGAUCGCCAACAAAAUCCAAAUCGGCUGCCAAGACGUUCCUUGGUGCGAUUAUCAAGAGAAAAGCUAGUAACAGUGAUCAACAGACGGACUUCUCCAAUCCAUCAUACCAGCAACAUAUUGACCUGUCGAAUUUUAUGAAUAAGCUUGAUCAAAGAAAUGAGAACAUGUCGGAAGGCGAUAGAGUAGUCGUAGGGUUGGAAGGUAACUAUGAAAACACAGAAACAUUAACUGGCGUUCGAGUCCCGGCUCCUUAUAUGGAUGAUCAUUUGAAGAAAUUUCACGGAGAAGUGGAAAGUGGCGACAUCGAUGCCAAGUCGGUUUCGAAAGGUGUGCAUAAAAAGAAACUUGUUUUGAAAGUGAAAAAGAAGAAGAAAGACGAAUCGAAGAAUGUUGUGAGUAAGAAAAAUGAAAUAAAAAAGCCUGUCGUUCCGUAUGCAGUGAUGGAAUACCCGUCUGUAAGCGAAAGUAAAAAAGAAUACGAAAAUAUUGAUAAUUUUGUUCAUUUCCAAACUGAUGCUACUGCGAGCAAAGACGAUAAUGCUGAAAGAAGUAAUGCUCAAAGUGAGACGAAUAUUUACGCUAAUAAUGAUGUUACCGAGGAAACGCAUUAUGCAGAGCCAUCAGCUGUUCCUACGGAACAGCCGACGGACCAUCAUGAUGAUGUUAUAUAUCACAAUAUUUCACCUGAAGAACCAGAGGAAAAGCAAAAUCCGUUACUUCUUGCUGCCAGAAAUAGACUGCAUGCUACUAAAAAUAACAACAUAACUUCAACUAGUAAAACUGAGAAACAGAAAGAAAGAAGGGGAAGCGAGGAUGUUGAAUCGUCCGCGGAAAAUCACCUCGCCGCCAGAAAUAGACUGCUAGCCACUAAUAAUAAUAUAACUUCCACUAGUGAAGUUCAGAAGCACGAAUACAGAAGAGGGAGUGGCGCUGUGGAACCAUCCGCAGGAAAUCCGUAUUUGAACAUCAGAUCCAACUUGCGAAAAGCGAAAAGCAGUGAAAACAUCCUGACUAUUGAAACAAACGCUGUGAACGAUGAAAAUAAUGAAAUCAAUAAAACCUUUCUUGCUGCGCGCGCUCACUUACACAAAACUGAUGUUAGUAGAUCGGACCAAGAUCUUAGUAAGGUAAGCAAGCCCAAAACCACGAAACACGGUGUGGUGAUAAAGCGGGAAGAGGCUGGUUCGUUAGAACAAACUUUUUUAAAUGCCCGGUUGGCAUUGCAUAGCACCGGUAGGCUGCAAGCCGAGGUACAAAGAGAUGAACUGGAUAAUAAAGAUGAACCGAAACGUACUGAGGUCCAAAAAGAUAAACCGGAUAAUAAAGAUGAACCGGAACGCACUGAGGUCCAAAUAGAUGAACCGAACAAUAAAGAAAAUACUACCGUAGCUAGUAAUAACAGUCCAACCAUACCGUCUACUGAUGAAAGUAAAAUUGAGUUAUCACCUUUUAAAAUUGAAAAAAAAACUUCGAUCAAAUUGAAGAAAAUACAUUCGCCUACGGAGGAAGAUAAAAAUAUAUUACAAACUCCAAACGACAAUGAGGUUGAAGUUGUAGAAAAAAUGGACCUUGACGAUGACGAGAAAAAAAUAUCAAAUGAAACGUCCAACCCUUUUCUCACCCCGGAAGUGUCACCCACCAUUCCGCGAAAAUCUGAUAAUACUAAUCCGUUUUUAUCGUCGACAGAGGAUUUAUUAUUCGAAGACGACGGCGAGAGCGACUUCGAUGAAUCGAACCCGUUUGCAGAUGACGCGCGGCUGGAAAGACGAGCUACGUUAGAACAAAAGAAGGGUGAUUCGUUUAAACGCGAAGCAGAAACUAGAAGAUCCAUGGAGAAGAAAAAAGAACUUAAAAAGAUGGGUAUUACUGACUCAAAUCCAUUUGCCGAUGACCUAAUUGACGAAAUGAGCGAAGAGGAGGAAGACCAUCUCAUAUUACAGAAGACGCCCAGCAUUCAUGUACCGGAAGUGUCAAGUCAUUUACCUAAUACUAAAAGAAAACUUGUGCUCAAAACGAAGCAUAAUCAAAAGUUAAACAGACCUGCCAGUACCCCAGUUGGAGCUCCUGUGCCCGUGCCCAGACCUAAAAAGAGGAUGGCACCCAAAACGCCUCCAAUAAAGUCUUCAGAACCAAUUACGGAGCCCGCUGUAACUGCGCCAACGUCAGGCAAAGGAACGUUGACAAAGAGACGGGCACCUAAACCUCCAGGUAUUCCUGCUGCAUUUGUAAAUGGUACAAAGAACGUUUCAACUCAAAACGAAAGUGCUAACUUAGAUAAAGAUGAAACGCCGCUUGAAAUAAACAUUGCAACCGAAGCUUGUGUCAUUGAGGGUCGGAAUGACCCUGAGGAGGAGAUCCCUAAAGAACACAUCCUCAUAGGAGAGAGCCCCACCGUUAUGCCAAAGCAAGAAACUGACACAGACAAGGAUCGUGUGGAACCUCGUGAUGUACCUCCUCAACGACCAUCACCACCGAAGCUUGAUCGAAAAAUGAGCGAGAAACGGAAGGCACCUCCCAGACCGCUGAGACCACCAGUGCAGUUUGAUGAGCGAGCUUUUAUGGAGAACGUUGCUUUGAGAGAUAAACAGCCGAAGCGAGAAGAGAUGGAAGCUGAACUGCAGUUUUUGGAGAUUCGUCAAAGAGAACUAGAAAUGGAUGGAGUAGUUAUGGAAAAGAAGCUUCGUGAAAAUAGUGAAGGUGAACCGGAGGAGGCUUACUUGAUGACUUGGUUCGAACUUGUCAAUCAAAAGAACUUGCUACUAAGGAGGGAGAACGAAUUGAUUUAUAUGUGUCAAGAGCUGGACUUCCUUCAAAACCAAAGACGUGCAGAGUUUGAGUUAAGACAGCUGAUGAACAAACCAGAACAAGAGAAGACGAUGGAAGACCGCAUGCGAGAGGACGAGUUGCUAGCAGACAUUUUGAAUUUUGUCGCUAAACGAAGUAAUAUUGUGGAUAAGAUGGAUGAGGACAGGCUUAGAGAGUAUGAAGAAGACCAAGAAAUCAGUAACAUGAUGGAAGCACAGGGUCUCUCCCCCGCACAUCGUAAAACAAGUCAAGACGUUCAAAAAACGCCCGCAAAUAACAAAAAGCAGAAGGAGAAGGAGAAGAAAAAAGAAAAGGAGAAGAAGAAAAAGAAAAAGAAGUGAAAUAUGGUACUCGUAGACGGCGUUAUCAUUGCAUAUUAUAUUUAUGUAAUCCGAAUUAUUAUCCAGUCCAUUAUGAUUAUAGAUACAGCCUUGUUUUGCAAGGACCAGGAAAUUUGCUCCAGAUGAGAAAGUAUAUGAGGAAAAAAGCUGACAAGAGAUCAAAGUAUAUGUUCGAGAUAAAGAGAGCUUGCUGUAAUUUUAAGGUGGAGAUCUUACAUGUGAUAAAAAAGGGGUGCGAUUUAAUAAAAAUUGAAUUUAUACGUUGGAUAAUCAUAUUAUGUAAAUACUUUGCUAUUUCCGCUGUUCUUAGAGCACGAACAGGGCAGGUCCUGUUAGCAAACUAGAUAGAUUUGGUAAGGGCAUGGAGGUAGAAAUAAUUUAUUUUUAUAUCUAUUUCUACCUCCAUGGUAGAUAUAACUUCCCUCUAUGCAGAAUCUUCGUAAACAUCUUAUGUGUAGAAAAAAACUAUGAAGAUUUUGACGAAGUUUCUAUUUUUUUAACAACGUAAUUUUUUUUCUAUAAAUCAUCUUAAUGGGGGGGGGGGGAGUUUUAAAACCCAACCAUCCGUUUUUACUCUUUUUUUAUCCCAUUUUCCGAUAUACAGUUUCCCGAUCCCAUCGGAUUUUUCUACUGUUUUUUUAAACAAAUCUUUGAAUAUUCUUUUCUUAAAGAGAGCUGAUGUAGUUUAACAUUUCCACCUAUUCUGCAUCUAGGAAAGUGCGUCCACUCCUGUUCUCUGCUAAAUUUUAUAGAUGUAUCCAAUUUUCGAAGAAAAAUUACGAUAGUAUAUAUUGCUUUUUUAUUCCAUUUAUAUUAUACAUAUGUUUCAUAGAUCCUCUAUUUAUUCGAAUUUUGUUAAAUAUCGUCUUUCAAUUGCUUAGAAAAUUGAACUUAAAAUCUUAGUUAUUUUGUUACAAUAUACGAAUUUUUGUAAUUAUUUGUCAAAAUUAUGUUUUUGUCUCGGUUAUAAUUUCUUAGUUUGAUUAAUCGAGACCAGUUUGGCAAUUCAAACUUUACUCGUUUAUUUAUUAAAAAAGCGUCAUAUUUUAGUUAUUGUAGUCGUAUCGUCCUAAUGCUGAACCUCCUUGGGAGAAAAAGCAUGCAUUUGCUUAGAUGGGAUCUAAUGAGGUUUUACCAGUUUUUUUUUUUUUCGAACGAGGUUUAAAUAAAAUGUGGCCACAGUUGUUGAAUUCUCCUUUUUACUUGAAAAUAUUCAUCAAUUGUUCCUAUCACUAUACGUUUUGUAUUCGAAGACGAACUGUGUAAUCACAAAAUUAAAAAUAACAUGCUAUUAUUAACUAAUAUUUCACUUAUUUAGGGAGCCUACAUAUGUUAUUAUACUUUUCCUAAACAACACUAAUAAGAAAGUAUAAACCUCCUGAGAACUUUGGACAGAGAAAGUGUUGAGUUAAUUAAUGAAUAAACGGGGGGAAUCAUUUAAACGUGAAAAUUGAGUUUAAUAUUUUUAUCUUAAUAAACAAAAACGGCCUGUAUUUUGCCAAUUCUUUAGUUUGUAGAUAACGAAAUAAAUUUAUUGCAAUUUUU